Molecule: messenger RNA, 1448 nt
Organism: Chelonus insularis
Lineage: Eukaryota; Metazoa; Arthropoda; Insecta; Hymenoptera; Braconidae
Product: sodium/potassium-transporting ATPase subunit beta-1-like
Exons: 7
Coding region: 174-1154 (326 amino acids)
Biological process (GO): intracellular sodium ion homeostasis; sodium ion export across plasma membrane; intracellular potassium ion homeostasis
Cellular component (GO): sodium:potassium-exchanging ATPase complex
Molecular function (GO): ATPase activator activity
Source: RefSeq, a predicted model, not a curated record
UUUUUCUGAUUAGUUGUGAUAAUGUGAUGAUUAUGUAAACAAAAGACGGAAAUAAUGAUAGCCAAUGAUGUGAUAAUUGAGAUAAAAAUAUAAGAUAAUCAAUAAAAAAAUUGAAUUAAACUAGAAAAAAUACAGAAAUCGUUUUAUUUAUUAUUUGAGAUAUUUAUCAGAAAAUGAUUAUUCAUGAUGAAGAAUAUUAUGAAAACCGAAGACCUGUUAAAGAUUUAGGUGCUAUCAGAAAUUUUCUGAGAUUUAUUUGGGAUGGAGAAAAACGUGCUUUUCUUGACAGAACAGCUAAGGAUUGGGCAACUGUUGGAUUAUUUUAUUUAUGUUUCUUUGGAGUUUUAUUUUCACUAUUUUCAUUACAAAUGUGGAUUACAUUGGAUUAUGUUACUCAAUUUGGUAGACCAUACAUUGAACAAAGUGCUUUCAUAGCUAAAUCAGACAUAGAAGCUAGAUUUCUUUUUUUUGAAAAACCAUUCACACGAUUUGGUUAUCCAGGUUUAGGAUUAAUACCAAGGACAGAGAAGUUUGAUACAUCUAUGUCAUUUAUUUGGCUAUCAGAGAACCAAGAUAACAAAGAACAAUAUUAUAUUGAAGAUAUUAAUAGAUUUAUGAAAGAAUACAAUGACGUUAAUAAGAAGACGAAAUAUAAUAUUGAAUGUGUCAACAGCUCUCGGAAAUAUUCAAAAGAUAAACCUUGUUUCUUCGAUACAAAAGUUCUUGGGAAAUGCUCUGAAAAUCCAUAUGGAUAUUCAAAACCUUAUGAGCCAUGUGUUUAUAUAAAAUUUAACAAACGAUUUGAUUGGAUUCCAAUUUGUUAUAAUAAUACAUCGGAUUUACCGAAUGAAAUGCCAGAAGACUUGAAAGUAACAAUAAAAUCAUCUACGAAGCCACAUGUUUGGUUAUCAUGUGAUGGCGUCACGAACUUUGAUAAGCAACAUGUUGGACUUGUAGAAUAUUUCCCUGAGCGAGGAUUUCCAGUGUAUUAUUUUCCUUUUAUGGGACAAUCAGAAUAUCUUUCUCCGGUAGUGGCUCUUUUAUUCAAAAAUAUAACUCAAAAUAGAUUAAUUACCAUUGAGUGUUAUGCGUGGGCUCUUAAUAUUCUCUAUGAUCGGAAGUAUGCUUUACGUUUUCAAAUGGUAAUCAACUAAAACAAUUGAUUCGAUACUAUUGAAAGAAUAACAAUCAUACGAAAAAAUCAAUAAAAGUGUGAAAAUAUAUAUUUAUAUCUUUAUCAACAUAAAAAGUUUGUUCAAUCAAUUUACAACUUUUUUUUUACAUAAGUGAUGAAUUAUCAGUUCAAGGCGGGUAAGAAGACUGCUCGUCGUAGUAUUCUAUGUAGUGAAGUAAAUAAAGGUGGAGAACGUACAGUCAUGUUAGUAGUACCAGUCUGUACGCAGCUUGAAACAGACAUUGGUCGCUCAUACAUACAUUUUAUCAAACAC